AUGCCAACCACCACCGCAUCAACUCCGACCUCUUCAAGCCACCGCAGCGACGGUGAAUUCGACCAGCAGUGGGAAUUUGGCUUCAAUUCGGAUCGUGGAGGAGCGUCGGCGAGCGACAGUGAUGCUGACAGCGAUGCUGGCUAUCUCUCUCCUGUUUAUGGGGAUCGAGAACCCUGUUUCACCAGUGAUGACGACAGCGAUGAUGAAGACUCGCCGACUGGGACUCCCCCGCGAGAUAUUGAAGUUGACGAUGACUCGGUACCCAGCGGUGGCUCAAGCGUGCCCAUUCAAGGGGAUGUGACCAGGCUGCCCGGCGGACUUGUUCUCGGUUCUUCCCGCUAUGACAUGGACGACAGCGAAGCCAGCAGCAGUUUGGACGACUCUGACGCAUACGACCCUGAAAUGGAGACUGUUAGCAGUGAGGACGAAGGCGACGAGCUCGCAGUUCAACCUUCUGCGUCAGGGCGUCAAGGGCAUGCGGGAAUCGACCUCGUCGCGACAGCGCAUCGCACCGGCAUCCAACUCAACGGCCAUCAGUACACGAAAGCCCGAGAGUCCUCGCGCAAGAUUUCCUUCCGGUGCAGCUUUUACCGACGUACUCCGGGGUGCAAAGGGAAAGUCGACUACAGUUUUGCGCGAGAUGUGUUCUACAAUUUUACGCCACACACUUGUGAAGGGACGGGCCAAGCUCCAAGCCGAUACGUUGACGUCACCGAUGAAAUGAAGGCCGAGUUCCACCACGAAUUCAUGGAGGGCGAGCGGCUACAGCGUGUGCUGGGUUGGGCGGACUCUCGACUGCUGGAGUUACUUCGGUAUUCGGGCUCGCAGAUGUCCGUCGACGGAACUUUCCGGUGCGUCCCGAGGUCGUUCUACCGGUGUGUCGUGUUGAUGGUGAGCGACGCAGCAAGUGGCGUGUUCGUGCCUUGCGUUUACGCUCUUACGACUGGCAAAACCCAUCAACUAUACCAGUUGAUGCGGUUCAUGAAUGACUGCACGGGUAGUCACCUUCAACCUGGGAGUGUUGUCUGCGACUUCGAGGCAGCGCUGAUCGAUUCAGUGACCUACCAGUUUCCGCACGCCAGGGUCAUCGGAUGCUUGUUUCACUUCAAGCAAGCGACCCGACGACGCAUGAUGAAGAUGCGUAUCCGACCCCAGGAGAUCUCGAUUGCGAUGGAAGUCGGCGUGUUGGACAUGCUAACCGUGAUCGUACCUGCUCAUGUCGAUCCCCACGGAAUCAACUAUGUCUCCGAGUUGAUUAUGUCUCGCUGCCGUACCGAAGAGAUUGAGUACUCGGCGGUCGUCGAUCUCACGAACCAGUCGCGCUGGUCGUGCUGCUUCAACUCGCGGUGGUCGUACAGCUUCAACUCGAGGUGGCAGGGCAACUUCAACUCGUGGUGGCAGGGGUGA
Molecule: messenger RNA, 1407 nt
Organism: Phytophthora sojae
Lineage: Eukaryota; Oomycota; Peronosporomycetes; Peronosporales; Peronosporaceae
Exons: 3
Coding region: 1-1407 (468 amino acids)
Source: RefSeq, a predicted model, not a curated record